AAGCGCGCAUUUUGGUUCCUUCAUUCACUUCUGCUGCAGGCAAACGGAGGGAGAAUACAGCAAUCAGAAACAAAAAGGACGGUGGUUUUUGGCGCGUAUUAUUCCCAGUCUGUUUCUUUAGAUGCUGAAGUGUAUUGUGCAUCAUGUCGAAACGUGACCUCUUUUUGCAGUCUGUGUGUAAUGAAUGUUUGGAGGACUUCCUGAAUUUUAUUCAGUUUCAUAAAAAUACUUCAGAUCCAUUUGAUUUGACUGAAGUGUUGCAGGAGUUCCCACGGAAGCAAAGAGAAGCAUUAUGGGAGCAUCUGAAGAAACUUCUAACUGAUGUUCUAUUAGACAACCCAGUGGAGAAUUGGGCCCAGCAUGAAGACAGUGAUGAUGAAAUGGAGGUGGAGGGUGCUUUGAAUAUGCAGAAAACUCUGUCUGUGAUUGGUGGUGUAACUGAGGUGGUUGUGGCCUCUGUACAUGUAAUUGAUAAGGAUGAUGUUUACAGUGACUUGCUGGAAAUUGCUGUUAUUUUGAAUGGUAUUUUGCCAGCGUUGCCUAAGUUUUAUGGAGCUUUGAAGGUUACAAUCCAACAUUUGUUCGUGGCUUGGUGGGACAAAGGAUUAGAAGGAAAAGAAGAAUUGGGAAAAACUGCCUUUAUAAUGUUGCUGGAGAAAAGCUUAUUGUCAAAAUAUUUGGGUGCUGACAUAAUUCGACUGUGGCACUUUCAUCAAGCUUUGCAAAAUUUUGAAUUCAAGUCUGAAGACAGCAAUGAGGUGAAAAAUACUUUGCUUCAAUGUUUCAUGAGUGUUGCCCACAUAAAAAAGGAAGAGGGAAGGCGAUUUUUAAGUUUUUUGUUUAGCUGGGAUGUGGAAUUCAUCAAGAUGAUCCAUGACACCAUUAAGAACCAGCUACAUGUCUUUCCUAAGUCCAUCAUGACCUAUGUAGCUGAGAUAUAUUUUAGAGCUUGGAAAAAGGCAUCUGGAAUGUUUCUGAAGACUAUUGAAUAUAAUUGUAUCCAGGAUUUUAUGCAUCAUGGAGUUCACCUUCCAAGGAAUUCCCCAGUCCAUUCAAAAGUGCGAGAGUUGUUAAGUUACUUCCAUCAACAAAAGCUGCGACAGGGGGUUGAUGAAAUGUUGCAUCGUUUGUACCAGCCUAUUCUAUGGAGAGGACUGAAGGCCAGAAAUUCUGAAGUGAGAGCAAAUGCUGCAAUUCUCUUUAUUGAAGCAUUUCCAAUAAGAGACCCUGGACUUGCCAAUGAAGAAGUAGAUGUUCAAAUUCAAAAGCAAUUUGAAGAAAUUUUUAGUCUUUUGGAAGAUCCUCAACCUCUGGUUCGUUCUACUGGUGUGCUUGGUGUGUGCAGGAUUGCUGCAAAAUACUGGGAGAUGAUUCCCCCUGCUAUUCUUACUGAACUUCUUACCACUGUGCUCCGUGAGCUCUCUGCUGAUACAAGUUCUGCUGAUGUCCGUUGUUCUGUCUUUAAGUGUUUACCAGUUACUUUGGAUAACAGAAUGAGCCAUCCCUUGUUAGAGCAGCUUCUUCCUGGGCUGAAAAACAGUCUCCAUGACAACUCAGAAAAAGUAAGAGUAGCCUUUGUUGAUAUGCUGCUGAAAAUUAAAGCUGCUAGAGCUGCAAAGUUUUGGAAAAUCUGUCCAAUGGAGCAUCUUCUGGCUCGUUUGGAACUUGAUUCCCGACCAGUUGCAAGACGAAUUGUCAACUUGUUGUUUAACUCCUUCUUUCCUGUGAAUCAAUCUGAGGAGGUAUGGUGUGAAAGAUGUGUCACUCUUGUACGAAUGAAUCCCAUGGCAGCGAGGAAAUUUUAUCAGUAUGCACAUGAGCACACUGCACCAACAAAUAUUGCCAAAUUGAUGCUUGUGCUUCGUCGAUGUUUGAAUGCUUGUAUUGCGAGGGAAGUGCAAAAUGAAGAUGGUGGUGGUGACGAUGAUAAAUACCAUAUGGAAAAUAGCAGUGUGCUGGACGAUGUGCUUUCUGUGAGCGAUGGUGCCACAAUGGCUAGCUUACUGGAAAUUAUUGUCAUUUUGUGGAAGAGCAUCGACAAGACACUGAGUAAAAAUGAAGAAGCUAAAAACUACACAAUUGCAAAGUUUGGAACUGUGCUUCCUCAAUAUUUUAAAACUUUUACGGAAGAUCGCUGUACUGGUCCCUUGGUGAUUUUGGCUUCUUUCAUGCCGGCAACUGCUGUUCCUACCUUCAGUUGUGGGGUCCUCUCAAAGCUGAGAAAUUUAGCUGAAAGUGCUGAUGAGAGUAAAUAUUCCUCGUUGAUAGACUGCCUGUGUCAGUGGGGGAAAGUUGGACAUGUGCUUGAGUUGAUCACUGACUGGCUAACAGAUCGACUUCCCCAGAAGAAUAAAAAUAUCCGACAGCGUACAGUAAAAAUCCAGGAAACUGUGGAACCUAAAUUAGAGUUGGCAUUAAAGUUUUUAGAAUAUAUACUGACUAAUAUCAUGACUCAGGAGUGCUUCCUAAAUUCACCGCAAAACAAGCUGAACCAGCUUUUGAAGGUUUUGGGAGCAGUCAAGGAACUCUUAACUUCCUUCUUGAACACUUCAGAACUGAUGCUUCAUGAUAUAGGCGUGAAUACAGCUCUGAAGGCUUUCAGCUUAUAUUGUCGACUGACUAUUCAUUUUCAGAAUAAGUUCAGUGCAGAUGGUAGAACUUAUCUUUUGGAUCUCGAACGUAAUGCAGGCUGGAUAGAUGAAGUUGUGUUGCAAUUUCUGCACAUUCCAGGAAAGGAGAUAGAGGUUUCAGAGCAUCAGAGUGAGAUUGCAAGACAAAUAGUUGAUGUAUAUCUCACAGUUUGUAAGGAUAUUGUUAUGGUUGGUGCAUCUGAUAUGGAAUUCCAAGCUCAGGUACUUGGCUUUGGCCUUGCUGUAAUGCAGUCAGAGAAAGGAGUCUUCUGUUUACCAUUACUGAUAUCCAUUCUGAAAGAAAUUACAGUGAACUGCCUAUCUCAGAACAUCUACACCAGUAGCGAGAAAGCUAAUAAAAUACUUGACAUUAUCCAGAAAGUAUUUCACAAAAUUUUGGAAGUUCUGGCUCGCUGUUCCAGGAAAAGCCAGGAAGAAACCCUGCAGAUUCUUGAGUCUAUUCAGUCUGUUAUUGGAGAAUUCAUCAGUGCUGUUCACACCUGGCAUGGAACCCAUGAAGCAGUUCAACAAGAGAUACUUUCAACACUUCUGGCUGCAAUGCUGGCUGAAACCAUUCAUUCUUUAAAAAAGAAAUCUGAUCCAGAAGAUGUUGUUCCACCUGAAACCACUGAUGACCUGCCACUACUUUCAAGCUACUUUCUGGCCAUUGUGUUAAAAUAUCCUGGUGUGAUGAAAUCAUUUUUAAAUGAAUUAAUGGACUGCAUAAAUUCUGAAGCAAUACAAGGAGUUGUGGGAUUGGUGGCUGCUCUCUAUAUCCUGCUUGUACUUAGUAGAGGUAAAGUGACAAGAACUGCAGUCAAAGAGACAGCAGUAGCCAUUCACAUGAAGUUUCAGUGUUAUAAUGGAGUAGCAACAGAGUUGAGUGACAUUGAAAGAGCCUUGUACACCUCUUCAAACAAACAUCUGGAAGAUCUUUUACAUUUGUAAACUUCCGCAGGUGCAAAUGUGUUCUUUCUAUUUUUUAAAAUCUUCACAUUGAAUGUGAAAGUCGAUGUAAUAAAGCAGCAAAACAUUUCAUUUUUAAAAAUUUUGCAAUAUGCCUUGUAGAAACAUAUCUGUACAUAUCUUCUCUAAUGUGAUUUAAAAUUGUAUUUGUAAUGUAUGAAAUUUGGCUAUUUAGUUUUGGAUUCUUUCUAAUUAGUAUAAGGUGAAAGUACAUGUACAACUCUUCUCUCACGUAAAAAAGAGGAAUCUAUUUUCUUAUAUUUUGAAAUAAUGAAAAUAAUGUCAUUUUGUACUUUUAUUCUGGUUUGCAAUAUUUUGCCAGGAGAUGUCACUGAAACAUACUAUAAUAUUGUAGUGAGAUCUGUAAUGUCUAAUGAAAGGCUUUAUAUUGAAAAAUAGAAAUUGCAUUGCUAAUGUUUAAAAAUCUGUGUUUGGGAAA
Messenger RNA from Hemiscyllium ocellatum (epaulette shark), 4035 nucleotides. RefSeq names its product non-SMC condensin II complex, subunit G2 (gene ncapg2). Gene Ontology annotation, cellular component: nucleus; condensin complex. Gene Ontology annotation, biological process: mitotic sister chromatid segregation. The transcript has 28 exons. NCBI's taxonomy places the organism in Eukaryota, Metazoa, Chordata, Chondrichthyes, Orectolobiformes, Hemiscylliidae. Bases 144 to 3578 code for a protein of 1144 amino acids. The record is from RefSeq and is a predicted model, not a curated record.